AAGAAUCAUGUAGUUGGUACGCGUGGUGGGUUUGAUAAUACAACCGAACCCAUCAGAUGGUAUUAUAUGUCAAGGUGAAAAACAAGAUGUUGUUAGUAGAAAGAAGAGUUUGUGUCUGUAUUGCUUGGUUAACAGCGUGAAGCGUACAACGAAAUAAAUGUUGCAGUAUAGAAAGUGCAUGUGUAGUAGUGUGUGUAUUCUUUUCUUUUAUACUCUUUACAGCGUGUUUGAAAAUGAUUAACAUGUUGGGCUAUAUGCACCCGCCUUUAGUUAAAUUUAAGCUUAUACAUGCGAGUGACCAAUAACCAAGACCAUACUAUGGCCUCGGCGACGAAGCGCUGCUGGAAACUACAAGAGUUUACAGCGCAUAGUGCUAAUGUGAAUACACUUGCACUUGGUCACAAAUCCGGGAGGGUACUAGUAACAGGUGGAGAUGACAAGAAAGUAAACCUUUGGGCCGUUGGCAAACACAAUUGUUUUAUGAGCUUAAGCGGUCAUACAACUCCAGUGGAAUGUGUACAGUUUGGACACACUGAUGAACUGGUAUGUGCAGGAUCUCAGUCGGGUACUCUCAAAAUCUGGGAUUUGGAAGCUGCUAAAAUUGUUCGUAGCCUCACAGGACAUAAGAGUAAUAUUCGGUGCAUAGACUUCCAUCCUUAUGGAGAUUUCCUAGCAUCAGGUUCAUUUGAUACAUCAAUCAAACUUUGGGACAUAAGAAGAAAAGGGUGUAUUUUCACAUACAGAGGACAUGAUAGGAUGGUUAAUAGUCUCAAAUUUAGUCCAGAUGGACAGUGGAUUGCUUCUGGAGGGGAUGAGGGCCAUGUGAAGUUAUGGGACCUGCGAGCUGGACGGUUGCUAAAGCAGUUCUCAGAGCACAAUGGAUCUAUUUCUGCAGUCAAGUUUCAUCCCAAUGAAUUUUUGUUAGCUGCAGGAAGUGCAGAUCGAACUGUUACUUUUUGGGAUCUAGAGAAGUUUCAACUUAUUUCUACAUCUGACAAAGACAUUUUUCCUAUCAGAUGUAUUUCCUUUAGUGAAAAUGGAGAGUGCCUGUUUGCUGGUUCUCAAGAGUCACUCAGAGUUUAUGGUUGGGAGCCAACACAAAUAUUUGAUACUGUUCCUAUUCCUUGGGGGAAAAUCCAGGAUAUAGCAUUAGCCCAGAACCAGUUGAUUGGUGCAUCAAUUAAAAUGACAAACGUCAUUCUACAUAUUGUAGACCUCAGUAAGGUGCAACCAUUUGGAGGUGAGCCCACUGCAUUCCACUCUCCAUUUGUGCAUGGCCAAACUGUGAGAAAGAGCUUUAGCAGAGACCGACCAUUCAAUGUAGCAAAAGCAAGAUUGGAUGUGAAAACAAUUGAAGAAUCAGACAGGUCUGGCACGGAUCCAGAGGAGGACGCAACUUCUUUGGCAGACAUAAAGAAUGUGGCAGAUUAUGAAAAUAUUUUCCAACCAAAUCGAACUCUUAGUCGAACACCUCCUCUUGAACCUGAACCUUUCCCUGCACCACCUGAUGAUGCUGCGUCAACACCCCCUCGUAACUCGUUCCCUGCUCUUUCUAAUGACCCAGCAAUACCUCAAGCGCUGCACCCAGCCUCAAGUGAAGCAGAGGUGUACCUAAGCUCAAGGAGCCUGAGCAGCAUCAACUUGAGUGAAACUUCCCAGUCACUGCCAGCUGUGGUCAGGUUGCCUGCUGAUUCUCCAAACAGUGACAUAGUAAUAGACUCACAGUUCUCCACGCCUAUGCAUCCACAGGCUACAAGUUCGCCACGCUCAAAGCACAAUUCUCGUAGACUGAAUUCAUAUAAGGAUUCAUCUGAGUUCCCAGAAAUGGAUUUUCCUGUGAAGUUGAGCAGUCUUCGUCACAGUCCAUCUGAACCAGCACUGAAUCGUUCUAACUCAUCACAUUCCAGAUCACACUCAUUAACUCGCAAUUUUGUUCCUAUUAAUAACAGUAGUAGUUCAAAAUCAGAACAUGUUGAAAGUGUAUCCCAUAUUCCAGAAAAACCAAUUGCUCCCAAGCCUUCUGCUUUACGAUCUCCACUUCCACAACGACCACCACCAUCGUCUACUCCAACUAGACUCAUUCCAGAAAGGGAUGAUUCCAUGGACAUGUUGGAUCAUGAACCACAAAAAGAAGUAACUUUCAUUCCAUCCAAUAUAAAUCAUACGUCUAGCAUCGAUUUAUCCGAAUUCCUUCCUAAAAAUAAUUCAAAAGUGCUGACAGAAGAUGAUGUCUUCAGAAAUAUCUCACAAGGCCACCCACCUGUGAUAGCUGUACUGGAUAAUAGAUUAAAAUGUUUACAGAUUGUGUACUCUGUUUGGCAGAACAAGGAUUUAAAGACUGCUGUUGAAUCAGCAAUAAACAUGAACGAGCAAGCUAUUGUAGUUGAUGUCCUUGAUGCGCUUUGUUCCAGGCACAAAGUUUGGAAUCUUGAUGUCUGUGUUGCCCUGCUGCCAUGCAUUAAUGAACUUCUGCAGAGUAAGUUUGAAAGAUACAUGACUGUAGGCUGCAAUGCUCUUCGCCUUAUACUGAAGCAUUUUGCUUCCAUUAUAAAGACUAAUAUAUUAGCACCAAUUCAAACAGUAGGAGUCGAUAUUUCCCGUGAAGAAAGGUACAAAAAGUGCCUAAAUUGUUAUAGAAGUUUAAUGACAAUUCGAGCUUUCCUGCUGAAACGGCAGACAAUGCAGGGGAAACUUGGACAAUCAUUUCGUGAACUACAUAAUCUGAUGCAAGAACUUGAUGAAUAGAUAAUAUUUACUGACAAAAAGAAGAAAACAACUAUUAGUGAAAGUAAUAACCAAAGCUCACAGAUAACAAGCAGUUUGCUCAUACUGAAAUAGUUUAGUUGUUACUAAAAUAGAUGCAGGAAAUGGGACAGAACACUUAUUUGAGCUUUGUCAUUCCAUUUACUUAAUGCAUUUUUAAAUAGUAAAAUUUUGUAUACAAUGUUGAGAUAUGUAUGUUGCAACUCAUACAUGCUUUUUUUGAAAUUUAUGAGGUGUAUAAAAAAAGUACUUGUAUGAAAAACACUUUAAAUAUGACAUCAAUUUGUUUUGCAUGUAUGUUGUAUUCUGCUGAUAUUCAGCUUAUAAAAUUGAGUCCGGUAAUGUGCUGUCCGUCCAAAAUAUUUUUCCUGUUUGUCACAUUUAAGAACACAGGACUGAUAAUACAUACUUAAAGAUGCCUUAAUGUCACAGUAUUUAUGAGGAACGAAUGGUUUGCAAAGUUGUACAGUAUGACUGCCCAGCAGUAACAAGAACACUAAUUUAUUUUCUAGUUAAUUUAAAGUGCAGUGACUGGAUGAAAGUUUUUGGAUGUGUGUAAAAUAAGUUAAUUGUUUUGUUGAUUGUGUGACUUUUUGUUUAGUUUGUACUUUUUAUGAUGUGCCUUUAAAAGUAACCCAGUGUCUAAUCUUGCCAGAUAUGGGGGUAACUGAAAUGUGAUCUUAAUUUUUAUAGUGCCAUUAGGAACAUUACAAAAGUAUUUCAUAUCAUAAAAAAUGUAGUGACAUAUUUUUAGUUAUUAAUACUAUUUUAGAGUGGCAGAAUAAUAUUUUAUUGUGAUUUUUGUUAUGUAAAUAACAAAAAUAUUUUAAAAAUACUUUUGAUUUUAAACAAA
Schistocerca serialis cubense is the source of this 3616-nucleotide messenger RNA. It is a transcript of the gene kat80, whose product is annotated as katanin p80 WD40 repeat-containing subunit B1. The record is from RefSeq and is a predicted model, not a curated record. Gene Ontology annotation, cellular component: katanin complex. The coding region runs from base 289 to 2745 and encodes 818 amino acids. NCBI's taxonomy places the organism in Eukaryota, Metazoa, Arthropoda, Insecta, Orthoptera, Acrididae. Gene Ontology annotation, biological process: microtubule severing; microtubule depolymerization. Gene Ontology annotation, molecular function: microtubule binding. The transcript is spliced from 16 exons.